AUGCCAGGUUAUUGUGCAGCCGGCGCCUCGGUUGCUGCUACUAACGCGUUCGCCGCGCAUCGUCUCCCAAGCCCUGCUGCUCCGCUGCCGGCCCCUAAGGCCGCCACGUCAUCAGCUACCGCCACGUCAGCAGGUCCUGUCCAGGUAGGCGCUGACGCCCCGAGCCCGCGCGGAGUGGCGGCGGGCGGAAGCUUCCAGAGUCCGCGCGGGCGGAAGAAGCCGUCCGCCGCGCAGCCGUUGCGCACCCCCAGCGCAUUGGCGCGCCUCCCCCUCCCUGCAUCUUCCGCCGCCGCGUCCUUCGCCGCAUCCGCCCCUUCCGCCGCUUCCGCCUCUUCCGCCUCCUCCGCGUCCUCUAUCUCCGUCGGCGCAUCCUCCAUCUCCCCCUCCACCCGUUCUGCCUCCCCCUCCGCCGCUUCCGCCUCCCCCGCCGCGCAUUCCCCCGGCGCCAGCCAACCCACGGAGAACUCCAGAAAUGCUUCUCCGAAAACCGCCGGCGCUGCUCCGCCCGCGCAGGUGGCGCAGGUCGGUUCCGCCGCUGCCUCUCCCGCCGCUACGCCCUCCGUCGCUCCGCCGGCUGCGGGAAUUGCGGCAGCGGCGGUGCCCCUUCCGCUGCCAGCAAGCGGCGAAAUCGCCGCGCGCGCAGCUGCCGCGUCCAGCGCGCAACCCGCGAGCCCGGCGGGUGGCGCGGGCGCAGGGGGGGCGGGGGGCGUGGGGGGCGCGGGGGGCGCGGGGGACGCGCGAGCUGUGAUUCCGCCUUCCCCCAGCGCCGCCCUCUUGGGGGCGAGCGAUUGGGGAGUAGGGGGAGGAGGGGAGAGAAAUGUGGGGUCUUUAGGGAGGCAUGGAGAGGACGGGGAUCCCAAGGGUCAUCUUUCGACUCGAAACACCUCAUCUUUCUCCCAUCUCUCGCGCCCUUCAUCUCUCCCUUCGUCGCCCACCACAGCCCUUCCUUGCUCCCAUCAGGGCGAGCGCGAGUGGUUGACAGAGGGCGAGCGCGAGUGGUUGACUGAAGUGAGCGUGUUGGCCCAUCUCUCUCACCCCAACCUCAUCUCCCUCGUGGGUUACUGCGCGCACCACCACCACCGCAUGCUCGUCUACCCCUACCUGCCCAACGGCUCCCUCGAGCGAAAACUUUUCGGGCUGCCCGCCAAGGAAACGCUGCUGACGUGGCAGCAGCGGAUUGGCAUUGCGGUCGGGGCGGCCAAGGGCCUAGCGUAUCUGCACGAGGAGAUGGACAGACCGAUCAUCUACCGUGAUUUUAAAACGUCCAACAUCCUUUUAACCAAGGACUGGCAGGCGAAGCUCUCUGACUUUGGGCUCGCAAGAAGCGGGCCCGAGGGGGACAACACACACGUAUCCACUCGGGUGGUGGGCUAUGCCGCCCCGGAAUACGUGCUGACGGGACAUCUGACGUUGAAGAGCGACGUGUCUGCCUUUGCAACGUCUCAUAACCCUCCCUCCUGCCCUAUCCUCCUUGUUACCCCUCCUGCUCCUUGUCCCCCCAUGCCAGGUGGUGGGCACGGUGGGCUAUGCGGCCCCGGAGUGGUGGGCACGGUGGGGUAUGCCGCCCCCGAGUACGUGCUGACGGGGCAUCUGACGGUGAAGAGUGAUGUGUACAGCUUCGGAGUGGUGCUUCUGGAGCUGAUGACUGGCCGGCUGGCACUAGACAAGUCAAGACCGAAAGAGGAGCAGUCACUGGCAGAGUGGGCGGCUCCCUUUCUCGCCUCCCCCUCCAAGCUCUAUCGAAUCAUGGAUCCUGCUCUCUCGGGCCGCUACAGCGUGAAGGGCGCUCAGACGGCGGCGGCUGUAGCAAGAGACUGCCUCACCCGUAAGGCCAAGCAGCGGCCGCGCAUGUCCGAGGUGGUAACCACGUUACAGCCGGUGCUGGAGCUCUUUGAUAUGGCGGGAUUUGAUUCCUCCGGUGCUGGUGUGGCCGGCGGGCUAGGAGGAGGGGCAGGAGGGGGAGUAGGGGGAGUAGGAGGUAUAGGGGGAGGGAGUGGAGCAGGGGGAGCAUUGCUGACAAGGUCGUCUAGUGAGAAUAACACGAGUACGACGAAGGGAGGGAGUGCAAGCGGUGUAGGAGCAGGAGGGGGGUUGGGUAGUGGGAGGAGGUGGCAGAAGGUAGGGGCUGGUCAGGGCUCGCUAGCUCAGAAGCAAUUGUCGCUUAGGGAGGAGAGGAGGCAGCUGUCUAUAAGGGAGGAGACACAGCAGGACAGGACUGUUGAGGAUGGUUGA
Messenger RNA from Closterium sp. NIES-65, 2232 nucleotides. Lineage: Eukaryota; Viridiplantae; Streptophyta; Zygnematophyceae; Desmidiales; Closteriaceae. The record is from the annotation of a GenBank genome assembly.